AUGGCUUCUUCCAACCGCACUCCUCUCACCAGCAUCGACUCCAUCAACUCUCAGAUCGAGAAAGUUGUCCCAACCGCGGAUCAAAGUAGGUUUGUCCGGGGUUUCAGUAAGGAACUUUGGGAGGGUCUCGCUGCGGCCGCGAGAUCCUCAUCAUUUGGCCGCAACACUAUCGAUCUUGGUAGCCUGGUCAAGCAUGGACCCAAGAUGCCAGAUGAUAUGGAGGACACUACUGAACUCACAGGAUUCGCAACCUGGGAGAUUACAAGGGAGCCGAAGUCGCUCAUACCCCCUCUCCCGGUACAGCCUCACGAUCCUCGCAACGGCCUCAAGCGACGAUGGAGUCUGAUGAAGCCGCAACCUACUCCCUGCGAGAUAUCGGAGCGUAGCAGCUUCCAAGUCUCAGAUAGCAAGUCUAAUGGUCUUGCUUUCAUGUUUUUGGCUUGGUCUUACAUCCUUUGCGUGUUCUUGCUUGAAGAGCAGCGUGUUUCUGUUGCUUAUGAAGAUGCAGCAGUUCCAUCUGAUGAUGAAAAGCCUACGAGCAAUGAAUUCACCGUGGACCUCGGCGAUGCCAGUGAUGAAGAAUAUCGCUGGUGGUCUGCUCUUCUCUCUCCUGGCCAAGGAUGGAAGGCUACUCGCUUUGGGCAUCCAGUGUGGGCUGUUUCAUUUACUGGAAACGUUAGAUUCAACGUCAUCAGCCAACCCAGUGCUUCACAGCCAUCCGAAGAAAUUGAAGAGAUCAAUGAGAUCAAGCCCCCUACUAGCAGAGAAGCAAUUGCAUUCCUCUCUCGCUUUGCGUCCUUGUACAAUUUGGAAAGCCAGGCUGCGUUGGGCCUCGCGAUGGCGUUGACUGUUCCCCUUCAUAAGAACAUGUCUUCAACUAUACACCUCCCAAAGCCACACCUCGCCAAGUCGAGUGCUGUUUCUCUGACAUCUGUCAUUAACAAGGAGUUUCGCCAGCUGUCUUACUACAUGGUUCUCAGCUCCAAUCCUGCUUUCGUGGCUUCGACUCUUUGGUCUGUCUUCUGGGAACCCGAGGUCGACUGCAAUCUGGUCACUCCUUGGUUCGAUCCAAUAAUUGACGUCCUUCAGCCGUUGAUUGAACAAGAAGAUCUUGAGACGGUGGGCCAUAUACUAGCACUGCGAAGGCCUAACGUUGCACCUCUGUGGUACGGGUUGCUUGCUUGUGGGACGACAGAGACUGUCUCGGCUAUAGUUCCCUACCUCAAGACGCUCAAUACUCGCGUGCCUGCAAGGCUCAUACCCGAAGUUGCUGUUUGGACAGAUUCACCUCAGUCAUUCAUGGAUAUGCCUGGAGAUGGUCCUUACCUACAAGAAAACCAGAUCUCACGAGCCGACGCGUGGCGGCUUCGGUAUGAGUGCUGCAAUACUUGGAAAGACGGCGCUCAUUUUCGGUAUCUGCCAAGUACUCCAUUUCGCCCUUUUGGCUUUAUAAAUGGAGAUGAGCUUGAGGCCGUGGUACAUAAGCAUCUUGAGGAAUGUUCGAGACAUCAAUGGACAUAUCAGGGAUUUACAUGGAUACUGAAGAGUGGUGUUACGUUGCUACAUGAGCCUCGUAUAUUGACCACAUCCUGGGCUGAUUUUGAAGACGAUUCGGUCAUUCAACCACCCAAACGAGAAUCAAUGGACCCAAACUAUAAACCGGAUCACGCAGCGAGCCAAAGAGCUGUUGGUGAUAUUUUCCGAUGGGCUGCUACAGAGAUGGAGUCGUCUGGGAGGCAUAUCUACUCUCAUCCUUGGGUCGAUAUAAAGUCGCAUUGUAUAGAGGCUGAGAAUGCGAAAAAGAGUGGGAAAAAAGGGAUGAUGCGUCUGUCGGAACUGUUGAUGGCGAGAAUCAAAGAGUGGAACGACAAUCGCGAAGACGACGAGACGGUUGUUGGUGCUGGAGAAGCUUAG
Molecule: messenger RNA, 1914 nt
Organism: Trichoderma gamsii
Lineage: Eukaryota; Fungi; Ascomycota; Sordariomycetes; Hypocreales; Hypocreaceae
Exons: 2
Coding region: 1-1914 (637 amino acids)
Source: RefSeq, a predicted model, not a curated record